Messenger RNA from Parastagonospora nodorum SN15, 2055 nucleotides. RefSeq lists its product as hypothetical. Gene Ontology annotation, molecular function: ubiquitin binding; ubiquitin-protein transferase activity. Gene Ontology annotation, cellular component: ubiquitin ligase complex. The transcript is spliced from 2 exons. The record is from RefSeq and is a predicted model, not a curated record. Lineage: Eukaryota; Fungi; Ascomycota; Dothideomycetes; Pleosporales; Phaeosphaeriaceae. Gene Ontology annotation, biological process: proteasome-mediated ubiquitin-dependent protein catabolic process; protein linear polyubiquitination. Bases 1 to 2055 code for a protein of 684 amino acids.
AUGGGUGGAAGGUUCUCCAAGGCCGUGCGCUCGCACGUGAAGGAUGAGCCCUCCGUCGCACCUACUACUUCAAAUCAUCACGACAUCGAUAUAAACAAGCGCCAAGACCCCGCACAGCAGCUACCCUCCAUCUCGCACACUCACUUCUCCGAUACGAGUACAUCUGCGCUGCAACGUAUGGCCUCAUUUGAACAAUACCUGGCCGAGCACCAGCUCAUGAACAUUGAUUACAACGAUGAAGCUGCGCCAGCAUCACCAGCACCUUCGGGACCGGCCCCACCUCUCGCCGACCCAGUUCCCCAAUGCUUGAUUUGCUGUACAGAUAUACCCAAGGACGGCAACAAGGAUAGCCUCAGGCCGUGCCGGAGCUGCAGUCAUAUCUACUGCGCUGAUUGUGUCAAGAACAUGUUCAUCGACGCGUGCAAAGACUCGACACGCAUGCCGCCGCGAUGCUGUGUACCCAUCAACCUUCAAUAUGCAAAGCCAUACUUGACGAAAGAGGAGGUAGCACAUUUCAGAGCGAAGUACGAGGAGUGGUGCACUGCGGAUCCCAUCUACUGCCCGAUGCCGACAUGCUCCGCCUUCAUACCAGACAGACUAUUGCCUGAGCAUGUCAGAACCAACAAGAAGCGACGUGUGGACUCUGGAGUUGGUACUCCCACUCCUGAAUCAUUCGCAUGCCCAACCUGCGAGGCAGGCAUUUGUACCGGCUGUCGGCAUCAGGCUCACCCAGACAGCAUUUGCAAUCUCAACGAAUUUGGCUUAGAUGCAGACACAGCCGAGCUUCUGAAAAAAUGGGGCUACAAGAAAUGCCCGAAGUGUGGACAUGGAGUGAAGAGGAUGUUUGGUUGUAAUCACAUGGAGUGCAGGUGCGGCGCACACUUUUGCUGGGUUUGUCUGGAGAACAUUAACAAUUGCGAUGGAGGCUGCUAUGAUGAUGAAGACGAGGAUGAGGAGGAAGACGAGGACAGAAGCGAGCCUGAUGAGGAAGUUCCACAUCCAGUAAGCGCCGACGAAACCAGCACAGAAUCCAGCAUGGCAGAUGUAGCAGUUCGACCGGGUCUGGAGUCGACUGAGGCUACAACUCUUCCACAACCGACUCGUCAACGCAACCUCGAUGGCGGAGGAUCUCGCUACUGGGCAGAAAGCUCCUUUAAUUUCGGCGAAGAACCUCAAGACGAUGGUCAAGAAGCAAUCUGGUCAUGUCACCACUCCUUCGAACCCUUCAAAGUCCCUUUUGCAAACGCAAUCACCUCCCACACAACUGAUCUGGAGUGCGUCAAGUGCUGGAGCAUCAUAAACCCAAUGAUCAGCGCACCAGUCACGUCGGCUACUCCCAAGAAAACAGGUCCUCCGGGCUUUACUGUAAGGGCCGCAAGGCACGGUGUACGACGAGGCGUUGACCGACCACACCUUCGCGGAAGAGGACGUGGGCGAGGGGCAUACGCGCCUCCUCGCGGCCUCUUUAGAGCUGACGCUACUAUCGGCACCGCACCUCACCUCAGAGCCGUUCUCCCACCAGCGUCUCCGAGUAUCCCAGCUCGAGAUGUCGUGCCCAUGGAAGACGUACAAUUCACCCAGCAUACCGUAGAUAGUACCUUCUCUCCCACCCGCACACAGCCACCACAUCAGUCUUCCACCAAUGCCAUGCCUCGCCAUACCAAAGCAGCCUUCACUUCUCCCAACCCACCCAGCGUCCUCAACCACCGCCCCUCCCCAUCCGGCCUCGCCCACGAAUGCGAGUACUGCUUCAUCGUCGUCUGCGAGACAUGCAAGGAUGCAGACGUCGCCACGCGCGAAGCGGAAUCCGCACGCAGACAGAAAGAAUACGAUGAGCGAGAGGCGAGGGAGGAGGAAGUGCGACGGGCAACUCUGCAGUCGGAAGACAGGGAGUCUGUGGGAGAACACGUCCCAACACCAGCGUCCACACUCCUCGACCUUCGUCCCGCGUAUACCCAAUCUGUGUCGGUGGCUCUAGAAGGAGAUCAGAGUGCAGGUCGCAGCCUUCUGUUGACGGAUUUGGGGCUCCCUGAGAACUCUGGAGUGGAAGUCUAA